Messenger RNA from Histoplasma mississippiense, 735 nucleotides. RefSeq lists its product with no specific name. The record is from RefSeq and is a predicted model, not a curated record. The transcript is spliced from 3 exons. Gene Ontology annotation, cellular component: proteasome regulatory particle; nucleus; cytosol. Lineage: Eukaryota; Fungi; Ascomycota; Eurotiomycetes; Onygenales; Ajellomycetaceae. The coding region runs from base 1 to 735 and encodes 244 amino acids. Gene Ontology annotation, biological process: proteasome-mediated ubiquitin-dependent protein catabolic process.
AUGUCAGGCAAGGACGUCAAAGACCUCCUAGACCUCAUCGCCGCGUUCAAGUCCAACCUCCAACACAAACAGUUCUAUCAAGCUGAAAAGCUUGUUCAGAAAACAGCUCCAAUACUUCACAAACUGGGCGCCUUUUCUCUAACAGAUUCAGUCGAUGAUAAACUCUUUUGCCUCGCACGUGAAGCCCUAGAACUAUCCACCAUCACCUCACUGCGCCUUGGAGAGAAUGACCCAAAAAACCAAGUCCUUUUCACCACCGGCUACAAGCUACUGAAGCCAUUCUACGACAGAGAGCAAGCACUUCAAAUGGCCAAAGACCCCGCGCUGCAGCGUCUAAAUCCAAGUGCCAGCCAGAGAAACAAGAUUACGGCUCUAUAUCUGGUGUAUUUGUUGAAAUUCGGGGGGUUCGUCGGGACAAACAAAAUUGCUGAGGAAUUUGAAAUAUUUUCUCCGGUCCUGCUAAGUACAAUCCGAAUGUGGAUGGCCGCCAGCGCUGAAAAGGCAUACGAAUCCCUCUCCAUAUCGAGCGCCAAAGAUGUUCUAAAACUAGAUUCUGAAGGAGAUGUCGUUGAAUUUGCACAAGCUCGAGGCUGGGUUCUCAGGGAUGGGAGAAUAUAUUUCCCUCAAUCAGAAGUGGAACACACACAAGGUUCGGAGACGAGUGUUUCACACGCCAGCCGCGCGAUUAUUGAGAAUGGCAUUGGCUAUGCUCAGCAGUUGGGGACGAUCGUGUAA